This is a messenger RNA of Polypterus senegalus (gray bichir), 827 nucleotides long. Its product is annotated as mast cell protease 1A-like. Gene Ontology annotation, molecular function: serine-type endopeptidase activity. The coding region runs from base 6 to 761 and encodes 251 amino acids. The transcript is spliced from 5 exons. NCBI's taxonomy places the organism in Eukaryota, Metazoa, Chordata, Cladistia, Polypteriformes, Polypteridae. Gene Ontology annotation, biological process: proteolysis. The record is from RefSeq and is a predicted model, not a curated record.
AAGUCAUGCUGCUUGUGGACUGGGUAGCCAUCACGGCUGUCUGCGUUGGAAUAGCAGGUGUUUCUGGUGACAAAAUCAUCGAUGGCACUGAAGCCAAAGCCCACAGUCGACCAUACAUGGCGUACUUGGAGAUACACAUAAACAAUAAAAUAUAUUGCUAUGGAGGGACCCUCAUUCACCCAGAAUUCAUCCUGAGUGCAGCUCACUGCCAAGGAGAGAGUAUCAUGGCUCUCCUGGGGGCUCAUGAUCUAUCAAAACGUAAUCGCUCCUGGCAGGUGAUACCUGUGAUGGACAUCCUUCCUCAUGAAAAUUAUAAUAAUGCAACACAAGCAAAUGACAUCAUGCUCCUGAAGCUGAAGCGAACCGCCAGAAUCACAAAUGAAGUUCAAACCAUCAGCAUUGCAAAGAGCAAUGAGGUCUUCAAAAUUGAUACCCUCUGUUCUGUGGCAGGAUGGGGAACCACUGUCACCAAAGGGCCAAUCAGCCACGUCCUGAGAGAGGUGGAUGGGAAGAUCCAGGCAAACUGUCCCUCUGAUUCACAGAUCUGCGCCAGGGGCCCUGGCAGUAAGGGGACCUGUAAUGGAGAUUCAGGAAGUCCACUGAUAUGUUCAGAUAGCAAGAACAGUCCUAGAGCUGUGGGACUUGUGUCUUAUCGUGAUAGAAAAACCUGUGAAGAUGUCCAUCGGAGAAACGUGUACACAAAGGUGUCCGCAUACCAAGACUGGAUCGAAAACAAAAUCAAAUCCCUCUCUUCUGACUGAUGUCUCUUCUACAGCCAGGAUGACACCAUCAGCCUUUGCCUCAAGUUGCACUUUAUUGUUUGUACU